AUGUUCAACAACACAGAGACUUCGCCUUUACUUUCACAACAAGACAGCCAUGACAUGGAGUUUCCCAGAACGCCAUUAGUGAUCAUCUUGUCAGUCUUGUCUUUUGGAACUGUUGUUGGCAACAGCAUUGUGUGUUUUGCAAUUAACAACCACCCAGCUUUGCAACACGUGACCUACCUUUCGAUUUUCAGCUUAGCAAUUGCCGACCUUAUGGCCGGACUCAUUGCCAUACCCAGUUACAUCUUCAAAAAGUUUACUUGGGAGGAACCUUACGAUACAAUUGUGUGUGACACUUUUCGCGCGUCCUACUUCCUCACUGGUUACGCUUCUAUUCUGAGUUUGAGCAUCAUCAGUGUGGAGCGCCUGAUCGCAAUCAAAAUUCCGCUUAAGCAUAUGACCAUCGUCACACGUCGUCGAGUCAUCCUGGCAUUGUUAGUUGUUUGGUCUGAGGCGCUGAUCAUCUCUUCGCUUCCUUUCGUCCCGUGGGACUCAAAUGAUUCUGAUAAGGCAUGCAAUUACCAGCCUCCACACUGGUGGAGUAUAAUGGUCAUCAUUUCUAACGUGAUUGUUCCAUUUCUUGUCAUCGUGGUAUGCUAUACGUUCAUGUAUCUCACUGCUCAGACCCAUAUCAAAAAGAUAUGCAGUGAUAAAAAAGGCGUCAAAUACAACACAGCGCAUUUCAGUGCGUGCAGGGAGCGUAACGAACGAAGGGGAAAUAUAACAAUAAUGAUCGUCAUUGGAGUAUUCGUGUUAUCCUGGUUUCCAUCUUGUUUUUAUUACUUCUUACAGAAAACCUGCCCACAGUGUUUUUCCGAGUCAUUUAAAUCAAAGGAAAGCAUUGUCAAUGCUUUAGUCAAGAUCCUAACUUUUACAUCUUCCUUUUUAAAUCCUAUGAUUUACUGUUGGAGAAGUCGCGAGUUUAGAAGCGUGUUUCUGAAAAUUUGUAUGAAAGAGAAACAGAAGCUCACUGAAUCGUUCUCCAGUUAUAUCAAUAAUCAUAUCACCCGGCGAAGCAACACUGAACUUAAAAGUAUCGGAUGCUCUACUCCAGACUUAAAGAGAAAAGGUGAUAUACAAGGGAGUUGUAAUAUCAAGAAAACACAUGUCUGCUGUUACGUAUAG
Porites evermanni is the source of this 1122-nucleotide messenger RNA. The record is from the annotation of a GenBank genome assembly. NCBI's taxonomy places the organism in Eukaryota, Metazoa, Cnidaria, Anthozoa, Scleractinia, Poritidae.